Gastrolobium bilobum is the source of this 1123-nucleotide messenger RNA. RefSeq names its product zinc transporter 1. The record is from RefSeq and is a predicted model, not a curated record. The coding region runs from base 22 to 1092 and encodes 356 amino acids. Gene Ontology annotation, biological process: zinc ion transmembrane transport. The transcript is spliced from 3 exons. NCBI's taxonomy places the organism in Eukaryota, Viridiplantae, Streptophyta, Magnoliopsida, Fabales, Fabaceae. Gene Ontology annotation, molecular function: zinc ion transmembrane transporter activity. Gene Ontology annotation, cellular component: plasma membrane.
UCUUCCUCACUAACAGGAAUCAUGAACUUUCAAGCUUGUUCUUUCACCAUCUUGGUGUUGUUAUGUGUUCAUGUCCUACCAACUAUGGUUUCAUGUGAGUGCACAUGUGACACAGAACAAGCCAAACAUAGUGAUGAUACAAGUGAAGCUCUCCAUUACAAAAUUGGGUCGAUAGCUUCUGUGCUUGUUGCUGGUGCUCUUGGGGUGAGCCUUCCAUUGUUAAGCAAGAGAAUCCCAACUUUAAAUCCUAAAAAUGACAUCUUCUUCAUGAUCAAAGCUUUUGCAGCAGGGGUAAUCCUUGCAACUGGGUUUAUCCACAUACUACCAGAAGCAUUUGAAAGCUUGAACUCACCCUGCUUAAAGGAAAAUCCAUGGGGAAAAUUUCCCUUUGCCGGGUUUGUUGCCAUGUUGUCCUCUAUAGGAACAUUGAUGGUGGAUUCAAUUGCCACGGGGUAUUAUCAAAGACAACAUUUUAAUCCAUCAAAACAAGUUCUAGCUGAUGAAGAAAUUGGAGAUGAACAUGUUGGUCACAUGCAUGUUCAUACACAUGCCACACACGGUCAUGCUCAUGGAUCAGCUAUCUCUUCUGAGGGUUCAAUGACAUCUGAACAAAUUCGGCAGCGCAUCAUAUCACAAGUGUUGGAGAUAGGAAUAGUGGUCCAUUCAGUGAUCAUUGGAAUAUCUUUAGGUGCUACAGAGAGCAUUGAUACCAUAAAGCCUCUCCUUGCUGCCUUGUCUUUCCAUCAAUUUUUUGAGGGGAUGGGGCUUGGUGGUUGCAUAUCUCAGGCAAAGUUCGAAUCCAGGUCCACUGCAAUUAUGGCUACUUUUUUCUCGCUAACAACCCCAAUUGGGAUAGCAAUUGGAAUGGGAAUUUCAAGUGUGUACAAUGAGAAUAGCUCAACUGCUCUGAUUGUUGAAGGGGUUUUCAAUUCUGCAUCUUCUGGAAUUUUGAUUUACAUGGCAUUAGUUGAUCUGCUAGCAGCAGAUUUUAUGAACCCAAGGUUGCAGAACAAUUUAAAGCUUCAAUUAGGAGCUAAUAUAUCCCUUCUUUUAGGUGCAGGUUCCAUGUCUUUAUUGGCCAAAUGGGCUUAACUUUUGGUGUUUUAGUUUGUUAUCACUACGC